Messenger RNA from Mesitornis unicolor (brown roatelo), 669 nucleotides. RefSeq names its product C-type lectin domain family 6 member A-like. The transcript is spliced from 7 exons. NCBI's taxonomy places the organism in Eukaryota, Metazoa, Chordata, Aves, Mesitornithiformes, Mesitornithidae. The record is from RefSeq and is a predicted model, not a curated record. The coding region runs from base 1 to 669 and encodes 222 amino acids.
AUGAGUCGCCGAGGGAGAGUCAGCCCUGGAACUGCAGCUCCAGCAGAAGAGAGAAGCUGCUCCCGGCUGAACCCUUGGGUUUUCCUUGCUUCUGUCCUUGCCAUCAAAACUGCCCUUGUAACCGUCUGCCUUGUGGUUUUCCUUCAUGGGAGCUAUGGCCAGUACAAGACUCUGCUCCAGAAUGCUACAGAGUGGCACUGCGUCCCCAGCGAAUCUGCAGACAAGAAGGAGAGCUGGAUAUGCUGCCCGAAUGGCUGGAAACGCCUUCAAGGAAAGUGCUAUUACCUGUCGGAUGAUAAGAUGUCCUGGGCUGAGAGCGAGCAGAACUGCACUGGGAUGGGCUCCCACCUGGCAGUGAUCAACAGCAAAGCAGAGCAGGAAUUCCUCUUCAACUUGGCAAAAGGACUAUUUGCUAACGCUUAUGAAACAAAAUACUACAUCGGCUUAACUGCCUCCAAAAAUGGGCAAUGGCAGUGGGUGGAUGAGACUCCAUAUGAGAAGGCAGCCACGUUCUGGAAACCUGGGGAACCCAAUUUACUCUUUGCAGAAAAAUGUGCUGCAAUUCACGUCAAGGGAAAAAGAGACCCCAACACUUACAUUCAGUUCUGGAAACCACAGCAGCAGAGUUUUGAGGAAGAAAAAGAGGGAGAUAAGACACAGAGAGAGUGA